Molecule: messenger RNA, 3918 nt
Organism: Cuscuta campestris
Lineage: Eukaryota; Viridiplantae; Streptophyta; Magnoliopsida; Solanales; Convolvulaceae
Source: the annotation of a GenBank genome assembly
AUACAUUUUAUUUGAUUUGUAUGCAUCCCUAGUCCUCACUUCCCUCUUUGAAUAAUCAUGCAUCUCCUUCAACCAUUAUUACCACAAAAAUUAACUUUCUCGCCCAUAAAAUUAGAUUGAGUAAUUGGGGAAAUCUAGGAAAUUUGAAGUGAGAACUAUGAACAAAUAUGGAAGCUUUGGAAAAAGAAAAAUUAAAUGGACAUAGAUUGUUGAACGGCACAGAUUCCAAAUUGCCGGUGAAGACGGAGUUCACGGCGGCGACAGAAUCUUACUCCGGCCGCGAAGUGACUUCGGAGAUAUUGUCUUUAUUACUUGUCAUCCUCUUGCUUGUACCCCUCAUUAAUACUGUUAGUUCAAUAGCUCUGAAUCAAAGAGAAGCCCUUCUCAAAUGGAAAGCCAGUUUGGACAACCAAAGCCAAAAAGUCCUAUCUUCUUGGGGGGAUAGUAAGGGUAAUAAUCCAUGCCAUUGGGUUGGACUGGCCUGUGAUGAAGCUGGAAGCAUCACCAACAUAAGCCUUGCAGGUUCAAAUCUCACAGGGACACUCCGGGGCUUGAACUCUUUGGCCUUCCCCGGCCUAAGGGAGCUUAAUUUCCGAAACAAUACGCUUUUCGGCCCCAUUCCUUCCCACGUUUUUAAUCUAUCCAAACUAGUUGUUCUUGAUUUGUCUUUUAACGAGUUUUCUGGAAACAUUUCUUCUGGGAUAGGAAGGUUAAGCUCCCUUUCUAAACUUGACCUUUCUGGGAACAAUCUUGCUGGUCAGAUUCCUCCUGAAAUAGGAAGGCUGAGCUCGCUUUCUCAACUCUUUCUCUCCACAAACAGCCUCACUGGUCGAAUCCCUCCCGAAAUAGGAAGGUUGAGCUCACUUUCUAUACUCUUUCUCCUUGAAAAUAACCUCACUGGUUCAAUCCCUGUUUCUUUUGGAAAUUUGACUAGUUUGAAUAUGCUGUCAAUAAUGAACAACAGGCUCAAUGGUUUUAUACCUCAGGAAGUUGGACGGAUGAGAUCCCUAAACCAACUUGAUUGUGCAUCCAACUUCUUUAGUGGUCCUAUCCCUGCAUCAAUAGGAAAUUUAAGCCAAUUAACAUACCUCACUCUUUACCAGAAUCUGCUGUCUGGUUCUAUUCCAAGAGAAAUAGGAAUGAUGAGAUCUACCAUCAUGUUUGAUCUUUCUAGGAACCACCUAACUGGUCAUAUCCCAGCAUCAAUUGGAAAUUUUAGCCAUAUCAGAUACAUUUACCUUUAUGGCAAUGAGCUUUCUGGUUCUAUUCCUAGCGAAGUAGGAUUGAUGCAAUCACUUUGGGACAUUCAGUUGCUAGGCAAUAAUCUCAAAGGAGUUAUCCCUACUUCCAUUGGAAACCUUACUGAGCUUAAAAUUUUAAAACUAUCCCAUAAUGCACUGUCGGGUCCAAUUCCUGUUGAAAUAGGAAGGUUAAGCUCACUUUCUGUUCUCGACCUCUCUGAUAAUGCACUGUCGGGUCCAAUUCCUGUUUCAUUAGGGAAUUUGAGCACUUUGACUGACCUUGUCCUCACAAACAAUGAGCUCACUGGUUCUAUACCACUUGAACUAAACAGCCUAAUUCAUUGUGCAUCCAUACAGUUGUCCAACAACAAACUCACUGGUCAUUUACCUGAUCAUAUUUGCCUUGGGGGAUCACUUCAGUUCCUAGCUGCAAAUAGAAAUCAUUUGACGGGUCAGAUUCCAACAAGUUUGAGAAACUGCACCACCUUAAAAAGAGUAAGGCUUGAAGAUAACCAUCUCGAUGGAAACAUAACUAAUAAGUUUGGCUUGCAUCCAGUCCUGGAUUAUAUCGAUCUUAGCGAUAACAAGUUGUCCGGCGAGCUUCCUCGAAAAUGGAAUCUUUUCCCUAACCUCACUGCUUUCAAAAUAUCUGGAAAUGCAAUCUCUGGUAGGAUACCUUCUGAGAUAGCUCAAGCCGCACAAUUACAGUUCCUUGAUCUGUCUUCUAAUGAUUUAAGUGGAGAAAUUCCUAAUGAACUAGGCAGGCUGACAAGAUUGGGAAGCCUUCUUCUCAAUGACAACAAACUCGUUGGCAACAUCCCACAAGAGAUGGGAGAGCUUUCUAAUAUGGAACACCUUAGUUUGGCAGCAAAUAGUUUGAUGGGGGUGAUUCCUGGAAACCUUGGGAAAUGCUUCAGGUUAGUGAGCUUGAACUUGAGCAGUAAUCAUUUGGUAGGUAAUGUUCCAGUUGAAAUGUACAGAAUAUUUUCCCUUGAUACUCUUGAUUUGAGUUGGAAUAUGCUGGGUGGAGAGAUUCCUCCAGAGCUUGGAAGAUCUCAAAGAUUAGAAAAUUUGAACCUUUCUCAUAACUUGCUUUCUGGUGUCAUUCCAUCCACUUUCAAUUACAUGCAGAGCUUGUCGAAAGUGAACAUUUCUUACAAUCAGUUGGAGGGUCCUAUUCCAAGCAACAAAGCAUUCAUCAAUGCCCCAUUUGAUGCUCUCCAAAACAACAAAGUCCUGUGUGGUAAUGCCUCAAGCAUAUCCCCUUGUGGGAAGGGAAGCUCCAAUAACGGACUGGUGAUCCUAAUAGUUACACCUAUUUUGGGGGGGUUGCUUUUGUUGUUAAUUCUGGUCGGCUGUGUAUUCCUCAUCUUUAGCAAAAAGAAUGAGCCAAGAGAGGCACAAUCUCAAGACAUUUUUUCCAUUUGGGAACCUGAUGUGAAAAUUCACUAUCGAGACAUCCUUGAUGCUACUGAUGAAUUCGACUCCACCUAUUGCAUUGGUUCAGGAGGAAGUGCAACUGUUUACAGAGCUGCUUUACCAGGUACUGGUCUUGUGGUGGCUGUGAAGAAACUUUGUGCGCCAGACGAUGAUCAGCCCUUUCACCUAAAAGCAUUUGAAAGCGAGAUCCGUGCUUUAGUGGACAUUCGACAUCGCAACAUUGUGAAGUUCCAUGGUUUUUGUACUUCUAAAGAGCACUCAUUCUUGGUACUUGAGUUCGUAGAAAGAGGGAGUCUGAGAAAUGUUUUAAGGAACCCAGAAGAAGCGGAGAAGUUGGAUUGGGACAAGAGGCUGAACAUUAUCAAAGGGCUAGCUAGUGCUUUAUCUUACAUGCACCACGAUUGCCAAUCAUCGAUAAUCCAUCGUGACAUAUCUAGUAACAAUGUCCUGCUGGAUUUGGAGUAUGAAGCUCAUGUCUCUGACUUUGGCAUAGCUAGAAUUUUGAAACCUGACUCUUCCUUUUCGACAUCAUUCGCAGGCACCUUUGGCUACACAGCUCCAGAGCUUGCUUACACGAGGCAGGUGACUGAGAAGUGCGAUGUCUACAGUUUUGGCGUGGUGACAAUGGAGGUGAUCAUGGGAAGGCAUCCGGGGGAUCUGGUUUUGAGCAUAUUGACACCAAACAACCAUGGCCAACUAAUGCUGCUGCUGCUAAAAGAUGUCAUAGAUCCACACCUCCAACUUGAGAGGAGGAGCCAAGUGCUGAUGGAGCAAGUGGUUUCCACACUGAAGAUAGUGGUUGCGUGUUUGCACCCCGAACCACAGCUUCGGCCCACCAUGCUACAAGUUUACAAUGCACUUACCAACGGCCGACCAUCUCAGCUGUCAAAACCAUUUUCAUCAAUAAGUUUGGGAGACUUACUUGAAGCUAGUCUAAGUCUAGCCUAGAGCAUGAAAUGAAAGCACUCUAUUUUGUUUAUCUAUUUAUCUCUCCUAUGCAUCUAAAAUGUUAUGUAUUACCUUUUUCAAAUCUGAAGCAGAGCACUUGCAAAAACCAAAAUGUAAGAGAGGCUAAUGUGUUACCUUGUCGGGCCGAAACUGAGCCAAGGAAGACUGGAUCAGAUCGAGUGGAUAGAUAUAUAAAGAGGGGUUUCUCUUCUAUGGAUUGGAGCCAUCGCCGGCCGUCGGAAUAUUUCCGGCGCUACCCCAUGAUCACCUCAGUGGAGUGAGUAGAGGU